This is a messenger RNA of Symbiodinium pilosum, 2781 nucleotides long. Lineage: Eukaryota; Dinophyceae; Suessiales; Symbiodiniaceae. The record is from the annotation of a GenBank genome assembly.
AUGGCGGAUCUUCCAUUUUCUCUGGCCGCGCUGCUUGGGAUGGCCAACAGUAGCUCCACCACACAGCGUGGCCCAUCCAUCACGUUGCUGACGCUGCCCGGCCGCGGGCUGGUUGGUGCGGCUAUCACACCGAAUGGACAGGAGCCCGGCUUUCCGCUGCCGCUGGGCCUGCUGCAGAGCCUCGGCGGCCAGGUUUCUCGGCCCACCGAAGAAGACGCAGCGGCAGAUGCUUUAGGUGGAAUUAUGAGAAUGAUGAUGGAGCAGAUGGCGCAGAUUGCCAUGCAACGCAGCAUGGAGGAAUCUGGCCCCAAAGUCCCACCCGCGAGCGAGCGAGUUCGAGAUGCUCUUCCGCGGGUUGUCGUGACAAAGGAGGACUUGCUCGACGCCACCAACUCCAAGUGCUCUGUUUGCUUAGAGGACUACCGGCCCGGCGUUCGUGCCACCAGGAUGCUUUGUGGUCACCUCUUUUGCACCUCCUGCAUAAGGGAGUGGCUCAGGGAGGCUAACAGCUGUCCCGUCUGCCGGUACGAGUUGGCGACGGACUGCGAGGACUUCGAGUCCGGACGGCGCACGCGGAUGUCGGGCCGCACAGUUCGCCUCCGCGCCGCGGAGCUCCGGAUGCUUAGGAUCUCUGAGCUGCGGAGGCUUAUGGACGCGCUUGGCGUCUCCGGCGAAGGUUGCCUUGAGAGAGCGGAUCUGUUGCGUCACUUGGAGGGUGCCCCAGAUGUGGAGGUUACACCAGAGGUUUCAGCAGCCAUGGCAGAGAAGCAGCAUCGGUACGACCUGCGAGAUCUUGAGAAGCUGGAACUCCCACUGCUUCGGAAUCUCAUGGAGCGCCAUCGCGUUCCUUUUGAUUUGGAGGAAGAGCUCUCUGAGGAGGACGAGCGAAGAGUCGCCCUCUGCUCUUUUGCCGAUUCGGGUUGGAUGCGUAAAGCUUCCAAGACGCCCUCGAUGCCUUCGAGUUCGAGGAGCGAGUUUAAGAGGGAGCAGGAGCCCAAGGAGGUCGCGAAACCCAAGGACAAGGAGCCAGAGGAACUGAAGGAAUCUGCAGAAUCCAAGGAAGCCUCGGCUUCUGCUGCAAUGAGGAGCCCCACGAGGUCUCAGACUGAGGAGGGGAGAGACCAGUCUGCUGCCUGCGAAGCCUCUGAAGCUCGCAGCCGCCCUGACACGGGCGCCGAGCGGGCGGAAACUGAAGAGUCGCAGCCAAACUCCACCGGCCGAGGCGGGGCGGUCUUUGCUUCGGCUUUCAGCCAAACGCUUCUUUUGGCGGGCACCGCAAAAGCAUAUUGUUUGGAUGUGUUCAGGCAAGGCCAGCCGGCCCAGUGGCCCGCCGCCAGCGAGGCGCCGGCCCCGGCCCGGGGCGUCUGCGGAUACCGGAAGCUCCAAAAGCGUGGCGUGCUGUUGCCGGGGCUACCAGACCUGGCGGUCGCUGGAGGGCUGUCCACCGCAUCCCGCCUGCUAGCAGACAGGUCAUCCAGAGGCAAGAACGGCGAGGUCCUGACGCCUGGAGAACUGGUGGAGCUGGCCGAAGACGCGCUUUCGCGGGAUGUGCUUGCCACCCUGGCAGCGCUGGAGCACCAGAAUGCCGACGACCCCAGCCUGGUCUCUGCGCUGGCGGAGCGCAUCGUGGUCCUUGCUGCUGCCAUGCCUCUGGAAGAUGCUCUGGAAGCGCUUGCCUUGCUGAGAAGUCAACCACAGAAAGCAGUGAGGCGCCAAACGGGGGCCAUCCACGAGAUUGAGCUGCGCUUGGUACAAUGCGCCCAGGAACCGCGUGGCCUUGUUCGCGUCCUGGCAGCCCUGAGCCGCCUCAGCCGGGCGAGCCCGCUGCCACCGUGGCUGCUGGCAUCACUUACGAGCAUGGCCCCAGAGCUCCGAGGCCUCAGCUACCAUGAGCUGGUGUCUGUCGAGCUGGGCUUCGAAGCACUGGGUUCCUCGGCCACGCUCUCGGAGCUUCUUCGGCAGCAGCGUGGACUCUUCCUUCAAGAGGCUCCCCUGCGAACACUGCUGCGGGAGCUGGAAGCAUCUUCACAGGCUUUGCCCGCAUGGCUUCUGAGGAGCCAACUGGCUGAGGCCGCCUUGCUGGACAGCUUCGUGCAGCGCUUGGAGGCGCUGGGUGAUCGCAGCGCCGGGGAGUUUCAAGACCCUUUCCUCUGCUUUGAGCUCCUCCAUGCAGAAGGACGACUGCCGAGUGGCUUCCUUCUGUCGUUAGCAGCCUGGGCCCGGCGCUGCCUGCGCCGUGGCUCUCGGGAGGCUUCAGCUCGAAUUACGGCCCAGCGGCUGUGUGCUCUGGACGAUGCCUUUAUGGCCCGUGGUAUGAUUGGCUCCCGGGAGACUCUGGAUGCAGCCAUUCGGGCCUUCGUGGUCUUUGGCCCGCCAGUGGAAAAAGAAGUUCGGGAUGCAAAACUGAAGCAGCAUGGCAUUUACAUGUGCUACCGACAGCUGUUCCCAGACAAGCACAUCACGAUGACUUGCAAACUCAAUGCACAUGAGAAAGAGCGAGUUGAGCGCGAGGAGAUGCUCGCAAGAGCCAGAGAGGCUCACAAGGAGCAGCGCGAGAAGGAAGAGGAGUUCCGAAAGGCCAUCAACAGCGAUCCGCCGGAGCUGAGAAAGGCUGCGGAGGACAUCAUGGAGGCAGACUAUGGUACCGAGAUCAAGGUCCAAGGCCGUCGUGGCUUGCCACUCCGAUUGCUAACGCGACGCAAGGAGGUGGCCUGGAUCUGGGCUGGAGAGGUGCAGGAGCUGAUUGGCGGGGGUGCGCCAGAUGACACUUUCACUCAGUAG